CAAACCGGUCGAAAUCGCAGGGCGUCGCGUGUAAAUAUCGUUUGGGCCUCUUCUGUUAUGGGUCCGGCCCAUCCCAAACAGAUCUCCAUUUUCCGACCCAAUUAGCUUUCUCCCCGAACCGGAUCCGAGGCAGAACACGACAGGGGAAAGCAGCAAAGGAGCUAACUUUUUCGUUCCAUCAUCGCGCUCUCCGAGAAGUCGUGAGCUCGUUUCUGGCGGGAAGGAGGGGGGGAGGCGGCGCCGGAAGCGGGAGCAUGGGAUCCGAAGCUGCGCUGCCGGCAUGGGCUUCGAAGCCUUGCAUCAUGGGCAUCGACGAAGCGGGUCGCGGCCCUGUUCUUGGUCCCAUGGUGUACGGGUGCUUGUACUGCGCUCGGUCGUACCAGAAGACGCUCUCCACUCUGAACUUCGCAGAUUCGAAGACAUUAAAAGAAGAAAAGAGGGAAGAAUUAUUUGAAAAUCUAAAGGCUAAUGAAUCAAUUGGCUGGGCUGUUGAUGUCAUAGACCCACGAGAGCUUUCAUCUAAAAUGCUGAGGAAAAAUAAAAUCAAUCUCAAUGUAAUAUCACAUGACUCUGCAAUGGGACUUGUCUCCAGGGUGCUCAAUAUGGGUGUUCUUCUAACUGAGGUUUAUGUGGAUACCGUUGGAGAUGCUGAAAAGUAUAGAGUAAAGCUUUCUGAAAGAUUUCCAGGGGUCAAAUUUGUGGUUGCAAAGAAGGCCGAUAGUCUUUAUCCAGUGGUUAGUGGAGCAAGCAUAGUCGCAAAAGUCACAAGAGACAGAGCUUUGCGUGGAUGGGUGCUUGAGGAAACAGCUGAAAACAUGCAUAAGGAGUUCGGUUCUGGAUAUCCAGGAGACCCCGAAACAAAGGCAUGGUUGGAACAACAUAAACACUCGGUUUUUGGGUUCCCAAGUCUCGUCCGCUUCAGUUGGGGUACAUGCACAGCAUACUACAAGGACUUUGUUGAAGUCGCAUGGGAAUCUGAUCAAGUGGAUGAAGAUGAUUUUGAUGGAAGUAGUGGCAAGAGACAGGUGAAACUGAGCAGUCUCGGUUUUACAUCGAAGAGGAAGAUAGAAGAGACAGAAUCAAGUGGCAGAGGUCGCUGCAAAUUCUUUCAAAGCCGAAAGCUUCAGCAAGUCACUCACUUCUGAGGAAGGCUGGUGACUAUCGUGAGGACGACGGAGGUUCCUUUGCAAGGAGUCAUGCCUCGUCAAGUUCAGAAUUCUGGGAGCUUCAUUCCUUGCGCCAAGAAUGAACUCUUGGGGAAAUUCUUGGAUCCUUAUUCAACUGUAGCUUGAAGGGUCAAUUCUUUUUCCUGGAAAUUCAGCAGAUUAGCGUUCUAAGCUAAAACCCGAUUUGCCUCGAACAGGAAUGGGCAGUGUAACACUUAUGAUUGGGAUCUCCAGGGGACCUAGUGGUGUUCAACGGUGUCCUGAGCACAUUAACAGUCGUGGUUGUUGUACUGGGAUUGAGAUUUUGAUGGAAUUGAGCACCGCUUUAUUUCUGCA
Eucalyptus grandis is the source of this 1502-nucleotide messenger RNA. Its product is annotated as ribonuclease H2 subunit A. Gene Ontology annotation, molecular function: RNA binding; RNA-DNA hybrid ribonuclease activity. Gene Ontology annotation, cellular component: ribonuclease H2 complex. The record is from RefSeq and is a predicted model, not a curated record. NCBI's taxonomy places the organism in Eukaryota, Viridiplantae, Streptophyta, Magnoliopsida, Myrtales, Myrtaceae. Bases 255 to 1145 code for a protein of 296 amino acids. Gene Ontology annotation, biological process: mismatch repair; DNA replication, removal of RNA primer. The transcript has 9 exons.